This is a messenger RNA of Aureobasidium musti, 531 nucleotides long. NCBI's taxonomy places the organism in Eukaryota, Fungi, Ascomycota, Dothideomycetes, Dothideales, Saccotheciaceae. The record is from the annotation of a GenBank genome assembly.
AUGAGCACGACUGUUACUCGCCCCAUCUACGAAUCGCACCCUUCGGUCGACGCGUCUAUGGAAGAUUUUGAGUUCCGCGCAAACUCUCCUGAAUUUCUGCGACCUGAUUCGCAUGCGCGCAUCCAGUUCAUGAGCCCGACUGCUUCAGACUACUCCGAGGCAGCAACCCAACCCGAUAUCGACGGAGGUUGGUCACCACCCGCCUGGCGCAAAGCAGGAAGUGGUUGGUUCAAGCAUCACCUUCAGCAGACCGGUCUCAUGUCGCCAUACGGAAGCAGGGAGUGCAGUCCGGAGGAAUACAGAAAGGGUUUGACGCCGUAUGAUGACGAUGAAGAUAUCUUAGUAGCAGCGGGCAUUCCUCUACCCAUCAGUCCUCUCAAGGGCAGGAGCCCAGAACCUAGUUACAGUCCUACCGUUGCCGCAGUCCUCAAGCAAGAUGAAGACAAGAGAAGGCAAAUGGCCCAAUCGCAGAAGGAAGGGGAACAAUCAUGGCCGGACAAGCAUGAUAACNNUGUAUGCAUCGUCGUGUGA